AAACCCUAGCCCUAAUUCUUGGAGGGGGUGCGAUCGAGGUGAGAGUGGAUGAUAUCUCCUGUCUCUAGCUUGCGAGUCUCUCGAUUCAAAGGCGCUGGCUCCUUUCUCGGCCGCUUGCGCGGCAUUAGAAAGACACAUUCCUGGGGCUCCGACGAGGAACUGGCAAUGGAGGUCGAUGUGGACGAUGAAUCCCUGGAAAUGCCGGAGCUAGACGCGCAGCAGCUAGAUUUUCCACCUCCGGGGCGCAGGAAUCCAAGGAAGCAAUCCGGGAAGAAGUCUCUCUCCAAAUCCAAGAUGAAAAAGCUGCUCAAGCAAGAGCUCGAGAAGGAGAGAAAGUCCAACGUUUUCCACUCUUUCUCGGCCUUCUACGAAGAACAGUAUGGAAGCGCGCGGUGGAGCUCUCUGAUGGCGUGCCUCCUGUCAAAGCCCCGCGUUGCAUGCCUCGUUAACAAGUACUGCAACGAGUCCAGCGUUCCUCCAUCGACAAAUUCCACUCGAGUUCCAUUCCUCAAGCUUCCGGUCUACGAAUCCAGCGCGCUCUUCCCUCAUCCCGAGCGUGACACCCACAACGUCUUCGACUACUACCUCAUGGAUGCCGCGUCUGUGCUCGUCACCGAGGCUCUGGAUCUCGAGGUGGGCGACAAAGUCUUGGAUUUGUGUGCUGCUCCCGGAGGAAAAACUCUGGGAAUUCUGCAGCAGCUGGAUCUCCUCCAAGGCGCGCUGGUAGCAAACGAGCCAUCGCCAACAAGGAGCAAGCGACUGUCGAAGGUCAUCUCCGAGUACGUGCCGGCAAAUCUACGGACUUCCAUUCGCGUCACCCGUCGCAAUGGUAUCAAAUGGAUGGAGCAUGAUCUCUAUGACAAGGUGCUGGUGGACGCACCUUGUUCCUCCGAGCGACACUUGCUACACGACCCAAAGGAGCUCGGGACAUGGACGCCCCGACGCACGGAGAAUUGCGCAAAGCGGCAGCUCGCGCUCUUGUUUGCGGCUCUGCGAGCUGCCAAGCUCUAUGGUAGGAUUGUCUACUCGACGUGCUCCCUAAGUCAGCUAGAGAAUGACAGUGUGAUCUCAAAGGCACUAGAGAAAGGCAAGCUUGACUUCGAGAUCAUCCAAAAGCAGUGGCCGGUGGGAGAAAGGACGGAGCACGGCUGGAUCAUUCUCCCUGACGUUUCUCAAGGAUGGGGUCCAAUCUACAUUGCGGUGCUCAAGAAGCUUAGCACGAAGCCGGAACUUUUCGAGGAGUGUGUCGAGGAUCUAGAAGAGCUCCAAGACACCGACGGGGAGCCACUGCUGCUAUUGCCAGGACCAGAGAGCUAGCUAGCUAGCUCAUCACAAGCCGUAAGUAGAGUUCCACAAAACUUCUGCUUCUUGUCAACGGAACACUCUCAAACUUUGGAUCUUUCUGCUCCUCCGCCGGCUUUCGAUUCCAUCAGGAAUCAUCAGAGUUCGCUGUGCAACGAUCACGCGCUCAAAAGCGUCAAACCCGUGACAAAGGGAAGACAAAGAGGAGAGAAAACUGUUGUUUGGAGCUCUCCUCUUCGCUGAAAAGGAGAUCAAACGACCUCUCUUUGUCAAAGUAAGUCGGGAAUAAUCUUCCAUCACAUCAUCUUGCUGACCA
This is a messenger RNA of Selaginella moellendorffii, 1618 nucleotides long. RefSeq names its product 5-methylcytosine rRNA methyltransferase NSUN4. The record is from RefSeq and is a predicted model, not a curated record. Lineage: Eukaryota; Viridiplantae; Streptophyta; Lycopodiopsida; Selaginellales; Selaginellaceae. Gene Ontology annotation, cellular component: mitochondrial large ribosomal subunit. The transcript is spliced from 5 exons. Gene Ontology annotation, molecular function: methyltransferase activity. Bases 49 to 1317 code for a protein of 422 amino acids. Gene Ontology annotation, biological process: rRNA methylation.